Molecule: messenger RNA, 11673 nt
Organism: Pelobates cultripes (western spadefoot toad)
Lineage: Eukaryota; Metazoa; Chordata; Amphibia; Anura; Pelobatidae
Source: the annotation of a GenBank genome assembly
CUCCACCAUUGCAAUGCUAAGACUGCCUCUAUUGGCUGUUUACCAGAUAGCCAAUAGAAGCCCUUUCUGCAGUUUCACUUUGCACAAGGACAUCCAGCAUGAAGCAAAACCCCAUUGGAAAGCAUUACUCACAGCAUAUGCGCAUUAAGUCUUCCACCCCCUCUCCCCCAUCGGCUGGAAGUCGGCUGAGGAGGAGCAUGACCAGUGGCGCUGGAAUCAGGUACUUGACUGAAAGUUUUUUUUUUUGUUUUUUUUUUUUUACUGGAUGGGUGGAGUGGGUGCAGGAACGGCAGGAAACUUUAGGAAUACAACACCGUAAAUCUGAGUAUUUCAUAAAGAUUCCAUCUUUAUGAAAUACUUAUUUUGAAGGGGAAUGACAGUGCAGUUUUAAAUUAGAAUUUCUUAUAUCCUGUUCUUUUAACCCCUUCACCAUAACAGGUAUUUGAAGUAAGUAAUGCAUAGCUUGCAUAUAAACAUGUCAUUGCACAGCAAUUUUGUGUAUAGAUUUGCAGACAAACUUAAAAGUUAAAAAUGUGUAAAUAUACCUAAUAUAUUAAAUUUUUCCCUUGUUAAUUCAUCCUUAAAAUAUUUGGGAAAUGAAAAGCUUUAGACAGUAAAUAGUAUCCUUUAUCUUGCAAUAUUUCCCACAAGGUCUGACAUGUUGGUAUAAAAGCAAAAAUGUGACACAUGGCGAGCACAACACCCAAACACCCGGGACUUCACAUUUUACUCCCAUCCACACAGGUCCCACUCACGCAUUGAUAUGUUUUUAAUAUCCCCAUCCUUACUACCAAUCCUCAAGUCAAGGGCUAUAGGUUCAAUCACAUGGUCGGACCAUACCGACAUAUCGCUCACUCUCGAACCACCGGGAGAACCCCAGCAAUGGUCAUUGCGGCUGAACCCCACGCUGCUACACAACCCUGCCAUCAGGGAGUAGGUCUCACAGGCUAUCAAAGACUAUUUCUCCAUUAAUAAAGACUCUGUGACCUCAAAAGGCACCUUAUGGGCAGCACACAAGACGGUCAUCAGAGGAACCCUCAUUAGCCUAGUAUCACACCACAAAAAACAACGCCUGACACAACUCGACCACACCCUCACGGAACUCCGCACCCUCGAAUUACAAUUCAAACUCAAUCCCACACCUGACCUAAACACGAACAUUGUGCUGUGCCAGGCCACCAUAAAGGACUUUAUGUCCGCAGACACAGCUAAGGCUGUCCAAUGGACCAGACAGCUGUUCUACGAAAAGUCCAACAAAGCAAACACCCUCCUAGCAUGAAAACUAAACCGCAGGGCAACUCAUAAACAGAUAACAAAAGUCCAAUCCAAAGAAGGAAACACGUACGAAACACCUGAAAAAAUAGCCACGGUAUUCCAAGAAUACUUUUCCGAACUCUACGACCAUAGCCCUCACCACCGUAGCGAUCCCACCCUCCUCACCAAACGAAUAGACGACUACCUCGACUCCAUCUCCCUACCCACACUAACCCCUGAAGGGGGCAGGAGACUCACAGCAAGCAUCACCGCAGAAGAGGUAGCAAACACGCUAAAAAUUCUGAAACAAAUGCAUUGGCCCAGACGGCUUCUCGGGCCUCUAUUAUAAAACAUUCGCUGCCCCCCUACUCACACACCUCAGUGACCUAUUCAACUCGAUACUCGCGGGGGACCAUCUACCCCCAGACAUGCUCCAAGCCAACAUUUGCCUCCUCCCCAAGCCCGGCAAAUCCCACUUAAACCCCGGCCACUUCAGACCCAUAUUUUUGCUCAAUGUAGACAUUAAGAUAUUCACAAAAGUAAUGGCAGAAAGACUCAACCCACUCCUCUCCAAACUCAUCCACCCUGACCAAGUAGCGUUCAUCCCGAACAGGCAGGCAGGCGAGAACACGAGGCGCACGUUCGACCUCAUCUGGUUUGCAAAUCACUGACGAAUCUCCACCCUAAUCCUCUCCCUUGACGCCGAAAAAGCCUUUGACAGACUACUAUGGCCCUUUCUCUUCGCGGCCCUACGAAAAUUAGGAUUCCCACGCGCCUUCCUAGACGCCCUACAUACACACUACUCCUCCCCCACUGCCAACCUCCUCCUUCACCUCUCCAAACCCCCAUCCUUUCGAAUUAUGAACGGGACGCGCCAGGGAUGCCCCCUCUCACCAAUCCUCCUUGAACCGCUUCUCCAAGUCAUCAGAGUACAAAACAGCAAACAGGGUCUACACAUACGAGAUGAGGAAUUCAAAAUAGCAGCUUACACGGACAACGUCCUCCUCACAGUGACCGACCCACUACACUUACUCCCACCCUUAAUUACUGCACUAAACACCUGUGCUGCGGUCUCUGGCUACAAACAUAACCUAGACAAAACCGAAGCCCUCCCACUGAACAUGGACCAACAGACCCUCCAGUCCCUACAAACACGACACCUGUUUAAUUUCCGGGACUCAGCUCUCCAAUACCUAGACACCAUCCUCCCCGCAGACCUGGCACAAACCUACCAACAAAACUACUCUCCUAGACAAGGCCACGCAGGACCUGGAGAAAUGGAGAGAUAUGUCAAUUUCCCGAAUUGGCCGAAUGACCUCAGUAAAAAUAAACCUCCUACUGCGGUUCUUGUACCUCUUUCAAACCCUACCAAUCCCCAUAAGGACGUUGGACUUCAAAAAACUCCAAACCAGCAUUGACAAAUUCAUAUUAGCCAAUAAGAGACCCAGAAUCGCGUGACAAACGCUGUACGUCCCGAACAAAACCGGCAGACUCGGACUGCCCAAUCUCACUCAAUACUUUCACGCCGCUCAACUCGCACAGACGGUACAACUUCAUGCCCCCUACGGCCCUAAACGCUGGGUCGACUUAGAACUCACCAUAUUUGGCAAAGACUUCCCAUCCUUAUACAUCUGGCUCCCGGAACAUGCCAGGCCUCCUAUUCCCCCCACACCUCCCUCAUUACUCACGAAGAUCAAAACCUAGGACAAACUCACAGGGAAACACAACCUCAUUUCGCACCCAUCCCCGCUCAUGCCUCUUCUCUGCAACACAAAGUUCGUACCAGGUAUGAUUCCCAGAGACUUCACACACUUUGAGGACAAUGACCUGACUCGCAUUCACCAAUUCUACAAAGACCAAAAACUUAUACCAUUCGCGGAACUACCACAACACUCUCCCCUCACAACGCGCGAUUUCUUCCGCUACAUCCAAAUCCGGAGCUUCCUGAAUGAACCGACCCUAAAACAGGCAUGCACCCCCCCCCCUUCACACCUCUCGUAUAUGCGUGCACUAAAAACCCACUCCAUAAGGGCCAAAUUUCCAUGAUAUAUACCCUCUUUAGCCACAAAAAUAGGCAGGGCUCCCUAACUUACAUGUCAGCCUGGGAAAGGGAUUUGGGCCCGAUAGAAGACCCUAAAGACUGGACUGCCAUCUGGGAAGCCACAGCAAUGAUCUCGAUUUGCGUUCAACCACAAGGAACAAGCUUAUGAGACACUCCUUAGAUGGUACCUUACACCACUACGCCUAAAACAAAUUAAACAGACCGACCACAACUGCUGCUGGAAAGGAUGCGGGUGCAGAGGCACCUACAUCCACCUCUGGUGGGAAUGCACCCAGAUAUCCGCACUGUGGCACAAAGUGUCGCAGUUAGCAAUGCGGAUACUACACAUGGACAUCCCGAUGGACCCAUGGUUAUGGCUCCUUUCGAGACCACUCUGGGACACGCCAAGAGCAAAAAACAAACUAACAGCCAAACUAGCCCUAGCCACUAGACGGGCAGUCGCGGAGAAAUGGGGAAGCCCAGAAAUCCCAUCCCUUGACCAAGUCAAACACAAAAUGAAUGAAGCCAGGGAAAUGGAUAAACUAUCUGCAUUUAUACAUGACACAACCAAACACUUCGACAAAAUAUGGGAACCCUGGAUAUACAAAUUCCCAAUUCCACCUUAGAACCCUCCAACUGGGAUGGACUAGGCGGGUGAGGACCUCCCCUCCCCCGGGGAGAACUACCAGGCAGCCUGUUAUGUCUCCCAGCACCUCCCAUCUAUACCCCAUCCCCAAACCCACACAACCCGAUUAAAUUAACCUAUCUGCUCACCUUUACCCACCCCAUCCUGCUGAACCUCACUCCAACACACCGCACAACACAAAGACGAACACCCUCACACUGCGCUGGACGCGGUGGUCCUGACUCCACUCACUGAUGGGACAGACGACUCGCCACCAAACUAAACAGUACAAACCAUACGACAUAGAAACUCAACCGCCACUCUCUGGUAACUCCGGCCCCAACACAUGUACACAAAUACCCCUCACCCAAACCAAUUGGACUCAAUCAUAACCUAACGAGAACUCACUGGAGUACAAGGGGAAGACAAAAACAGAGACAGAACCCAACAAGGAACCAAACACCUUUACACCCUAAACAGACAAGGGGUCACCAUAAACAAACUAUCGGGAGUACCACGACCCACAGGUAAUCCCUCCAGCUACAUAACAUACGCUUAUGGACGAGUCACCCUAACACACAUUAACAUCCUCCCCAUCCCCCCCUCUCUCCCAACACCCAUUUCAAAGACACCACAACCUGUACCAUAGAGGAGACCAACAAACCACACCCCCUAGGACAGGAACCACACCUGAUCCCAUGAACACAAAGCUCAGCAUACUUGCACUCCCCUACUACGCAACGGAUCGAAGAAGAACGCCUCACACACCCUCACCAAUGCACAACAAUAUACCCGAGGGAUAUACACACCCCCAUGACUCAGACUUACGGAAAGACAAUCCCAUAGGACCCACCGGUGACAGGAACUAUCCCCACUACGGACACCCUAACGAACCCACCCACACCAACCAAGGUAGAUCUGCCUUGACUACCUGCACAGCAUAGCAACAUUAGUUAUAGCACGGAAGUUCAGAAAUGUGUGUCUAGAACCAUAGCAAUAACAAUCUUAUUUUCUUCUGUACCCCUUCCCCCACGAUAUAACAAAUAUGUGAAUAAUAAGGAAGACAUCGUGACACCUAUAUACGUUACAAACACGACGAACAACCUGUAAACUUGCUCUAUGAUUAUCAUCGUCAUCGUAAAUCUAUGUAUGCUAUGCAAAAAUGUACUUAUAACUGUCCUCCCAAUCCCUCCUUCUCUUCUGUACCUCUCCUCAUAUUCAAAAAGAAAAAUCUCUCAAAUAAAGAAUUUAUAAAAAGAAAAAGCAAAAAUGCAAUUUUUCUCACAUACAGUAGGUGUGACAAAAAUAUAUCAAUAAAAAUGGUCAAAUACCCUUAUAUGUAUUUGUAAGAACCCUGAAGGCAUUACUAGCCGUGCAGCUUCAUGAAAAUGUCAAUAGAAUGUCAAAAUAAUGUCUGCAUUUGAGUAUAAUGUCCACAUACAGUAAAUACAGUUAAAUAGAAUAUUUCUAAAAUAAAGGUAUUUAAAGCUGCCAUAGCAAUCUUUAUCCAUCUCUGGACUGUUAAUGUACAGUGAAAUGGUAGUCAAUUCACCCCUCCUCCCCAUCGUGACUGUAAGAAUGGUAUCACCCAGUGACACUUCCUGUACUAUGUAAAAGCAGGGAGUGAGCUUACAUUUUCAGCUACUUAUUAUUCAUGAUAUUAGUGACUAGUUGCUACUGGCAGAGAAAUUCUUUCCUCUUCGAGCUGGUAAUCAUAGCUAGAGUAUGAGGGUGAGAGAGGUGGUGUGGAUUAGAUUUUAAACUGAAAAAACACAUGACAAAAAAACUUUAACACCAGAUUAUUGUAGUGAAUAGAUUAAUAGCUUGCUAGACCCUGUAGGAGUUCUUUUUCUGUGUGUGAUUAAAGUUCAAUUUACAGAGCAGGGGAUAAAAAUGUCUAAAGCUAAUUAACAUCUGAUUAAAAUUGAAACCUUUUUUUCAUGUAGGCUGUGUGAGUCACAGCCAGGGGGAGGUGUGGCUAGGGCUGUAUAAAUAGAAACAAAAACAAUGCAACUCCUCUAUGACAGAGCAGUGGAUGCAGGGAAUGCAGGUGCAUGAUCUGUGCUCCAAAACUGUCUGAUUAAGGUAAAGUUGUUUUAGUGUAUUUUUUUUAUUCUAGUCUGUACUGGUUGGUUGGAAAUACCUCUGCCAUCAGCCAAAUGAGGUCAUUGAAAUAUUGUAAACAUUUAAAAAAAAAUUUGAUCACCCAUUGCUCUUUGCUUCAAGUGAGAGAAUCCUUACAGAAGCGUGGUAGGUUCAUUUAAACACAAUUGCUUUCACUGUCAUUAUUUGCAUAUGUUUUAUUGGAGCAGUGCUCACUUUAUCUUGGUAUUAUGACAUUUAUAUAUAGAUAUUGUUACCAUAGAGCUACUGUACUGAGGAUCUGACAAGGCAUGGUGGAGAGCAGGCAGGGAUAAAACCUGUUAUAUCGCCGCCUUCUGUUUUUAACACUGUGUUGCCACAGUUGAUUGCAAGCUGCAAUACAUGGCCUCUAAUGUAGGACUGCCUUGGGGGAGUUAAUUCUAGGGGCAGGGGAUAUUUAUAAUAUUUGUUGCAGUGGAGGGCAGAGGUUGAGGAUCUGUGUUUGUGAGUGUCUGACUGCAUGUGUGUGUCUCUGGCCGUCAGUUUGACAGUGUAUGUAAGCUCUUUUGAGCAGGAUCCUUUUCGAUCUAUUGUUUCUAUAACAUUUUGUAACUGCCUCAUCUAAUGUUAAAUGGGCAAUUUUUAAUGGCCUUGGACUGAUAGUAGAGCUAUAUACAUCAUUCCAAGAGAGCACUGCAUACAGUUCUUUAAAUGGGGAUUUAAAUCCCCAUUUUCUGCAAUGUGGUGUGAGCAGGGUAAUCCAGUUAUCAAUCAAUGCAUGAACAUUGAGAAUAUCACUGCUAAGUGAUUGCAGUCCGCUGCAGUGAUUCUGAGCUUGCUGCUCUUAGGAGACUCCCAGGGUCUGAACAUUGUCUUCCUCGAGAUUGUGAUCAGUGCUGGGUUUUACAGGCUGCCCAGCACUGAUCAAUCUGUAAUCGGCAAAGACAGCACAGUAUUCAUGUGAUGCUAAAAACAGCCAGUAGAUGGUGGUCACAUACUGCUCUCUUGUUUUGACAUGGAAAUCCAUCUUCAGUUAUUAGCAGAGAGUAUUGAUUAGGCUAGGGUUAGUGUGAGGGUUAAUACUGUUUUAGGGUUAGGGAUAGUGUAGGUAUUCAGUUAAAUUUAGUAUAAGCACAGGAUUAGGGUUGGUUUAGGGUUAGUGUUAACUAUCACAAAUAUAGAUGCUAGACAUAUAAGGCACUUAACCACCAAGAUGCAUAUCAGGAGUUCUUUUUCUUUAGUUGCACUUGAUGUGUAAAAAUUAUAAAAGGCCAAAAAAUGCCACCCAACUCUCACUUCCCUAGUGCAAAUUCUAGGUUCUGUUUUCGUUCGGAAUUUGUACAAUUAUCUCUGUCUUAAACCCCUUAAGACCGCAGCCAAAUGUACAAGUUGUGAUCAAAACAAAACCUGGCAUUUGCGCUAUAUGUCUGUCCAACCGUAAUUCACCUCUUUCAUAUUAAAUACACUUAUUAUAUAUCAUUUUAUUCAGGGGAAACAGGGCUUUCAUUUAACAUCAAAUAUUUAGGUAUGGAACAUAAUUUAAUAUGAAUAAAAUAUUAAAAAAUGGGAGAAAAUAAGUUUUUUUUAAAUUUUCUUAGUUCUACGUGACAUUUUAACUGUGAAUGUCAAAAUACUGUUUGCUUUUACUGCAAUAAAAUGCACAUAUUUGUAUUGAGCGAUAUCUCACAUGUAAAACAGUACCCCCUAUGUACAGGUUUUAUGGUGUUUUGGGAAGUUACAGGGUCAAAUAUAGCGUGUUACAUUUUUCAUAUUUUUUACAUUGAAAUUCGCCAGAUUGGUUAUGUUGCCUUUGUGACCAUAUGGCAGCCCAGGAAUAAGAAUUACCCUCAUGAUGGCAUACCAUUUGCAAAAGUAGACAACCCAAGGUAUUGCAAAUGGGGUAUGUCCAGUCUUUUUUAGUAGCCACUUGGUCACAAACACUGGCCAUAGUUAGUGUUAAUAUUUGAAAAUGCAAAAAACUAAUUUGAACGCCAAUUUUGGCCAGUGUUUGUGACUAAGUGGCUACUAAAAAAAGACUGAACAUACCCCAUUUGCAAUACCCUGGGUCUAAGCGUGGUACAAUCAGCGUUACUCUAAGGUGCGACUGACUCCAACAUCGAAAUGGAAGGUGUCUGACUGAAGGAAUAAAGUGAUAGAUUUGUUCAACGAGCAGAGAUAAUUGGCUAUAAGCUAAGUACCUCUCUCUUUUUAUUUUUUCAUUUAUCUAUAAAGUAGCUGGAUGGGUGAAACAGUAUAAGGGGCAAGUAGAGAAAGCAAGGCGGAAGAUAGAUACACGAGCAAUCAAGUCACAGAGGAAGAAAAAAAAGAGGAAGGAGGACUGACUGUCAAUAAAUACAGUAUACAGCCUGUUUAGCUUCUAUCUGGAUAUCGUUCCCAGCCUUCCUUAUUACUCACAAAUAAUUGAAAAGUAAUGCCUCAGUGUUAGAGCGAAACUUCCCUAAAUAUAAAAUAGAGCUAAAUGGAAGGGAGAGGAUAAAGGAAGGAGGGAGAACCUGAGAAAGGAGAAAGAAAAAAACAUAAUAAACUAGGAGAGUAAGGAGAAACAGAAAAAAAAAUAGACAACCAGAAGGGGGGAGUUCUCCUCCUCCGAUCCUCCUUCUCUCCUCCCCGUCGGCUGAAUGCGCACGCGCGGCAAGAGCUGCGCGUGCAUUCAGCCGGUCACAUAGGAAAGCAUUAUCAAUGCUUUCCUUUGGACUCUGGCGUGCUCUCACUGUGAAAAUCACAGUGAGAAGCACGGAAGCGCCUCUAGCGGCUGUCAGUGAGACUGCCGCUAGAGGGAAUGGGGGAAGGCUUUACCCAUUCAUAAACAUAGCAGUUUCUCUGAAACUGCUAUGUUUAUAAAAAAAAUGGGUUAACCCUAGCUGGACCAGGCACCCAGACCACUUCAUUAAGCUGAAGUGGUCUGGGUGCCUAGAGUUGUCCUUUAAGUGUUUAACCAUUAAACAACCAUCUUGACUACUACCGUGGGACAGCACAGAACUUGGAGACCUCUGAACCAUUUGCUUUGCACACUCUUUUAACCUUUUAAAAAGGAACUGUAUUUGCUGUUUAUCAUAUUUAAAAUCUACAUAAAUAUUAAAUUAAAACCAUCCGAGUUAGCAUGUGCUUUCUUUUAGCACAUAUGGCAUUCAGUAUCAUGAGACAAGUCAAACAACCACUUGAGGAGAGAGAAAUCCAUUCCCCUACAGGCUCGUAAUAAUUUCGGGAAUAUAAAUGAAGUUGAAACUUUAUAGAAUAAAAUCCAUUUUGCAAAGUAAAUUAAAGCAAAAAUGUAUAUACUUGCUUCUGGGAGUGAAGGGAUUAAAGACUGUGACCCAAUUGCAGACUAGCCAGGUAAUUGUAACAGAUAAAUCUCCUGUACCAUGGUUAAUAUGCUUGUAAAACAAAUGUCCGAUGAUAGAACCUCUUUAAUCAACUAUAUAUGUAAAGUGCUUAAUUAUUAAUACUUAUAUUUUCUUUAGAGAACAUUGAUUUAUAUCCAACCCUUGGGAAUUAAAUUAUUUCACUUUAUACCUAGGUAAUGAUGAUCGAUCAUGGCAUCGCUAAUGCAAUAACAAAAAGCCACGCGGGACUGCAUGAGUUAUGCACCUUGGCAAAUUCUGUAAAAUCCUUUCUGGGACCCAACAAAGCAUACAAGUUCAUCUUCGACCAAAGUAGCAAUGAGUGUACAUUGACUUGCUCUGCCCAUAGACUUCUGGAAGGCCUGGAUUUGAGCAGUGCUGUUGGACAACUUCUCAAUGAAACUGUUCAGGUUCAUCAUAAGACUUAUAAAACUGGAACAACAACUCUAUUUUUUCUUGUUGGGGCCUGGAGUACCUCUAUACUGGAAUGUCUUCGCCAAGGAGUACCUAUUCCAUUAAUCGUCUCAGUCAUGUUAGAGGGGCUCGGCUCAUGUAUUGAGGAAGUUCACUGUUUUCAGGAGGUUGUGAGCAAUGUACUUACUGCUAAAGAUUUUGAAAAGAAAAUGACAGAAGACAUGAUCAAAAGCCACUCCGAUCCAAAGAGUUCUAAUAGCAUGGCUGACUUAGCUUACUGCUCUCAGUCCUACCUUAAAUAUAACAAACACACAUCUGUGAACCAAAUGAACAGGGUGCAUUCUAACAGACAGGCUUGUCGAAGUAACAAGCUUUCUCAUAGUAGGUACUUUUUAGGUGCUCAAAAAGGUAUUCAGAAUCAGACAUGUGAAAUUCCCUGCUACAGUCACACCCUGGGAAUUCUGACAAAAGCUUUGAGUCAUGGCAAUCAAGAGGUUAUGAAUCAGGUUGAAAAAGCUAUUGACCAUCUUUGCAAAGAGACUCAAAAAAUGCACAUUGAACGAAAGACCUUCCAUGCAUCACAGUUUCAUGUAUGUUGCUUGCCAGGUCUAUCAGAAGUACAUUUGAAAGCUUCUUCUGGAUAUAUAACUUUAGUUCCCCUGGAGUGUGCUGCUAUCAUUAAAGUUCUAGAUGGCAAAUCCUUGCGUGUGCUUCUGUUAGAUGGAGAUUUAACUGAACAGUAUCGGCAUUUGGGCUUUAAUCGGGCAACCAACGUAAAGGUGACGUCUGAUAUUGUCAAUGUUGAUGAAACUAUGUCAAGAGAAUUCUGGGCACAGAGUGCUUGUAGGAAUAUCAUGGAAGCCAAUGUAGACUUAGUUUUAGUUAGAGGGGAUGUCUGCCCAGCACUUUCGACACUUUGUAUUCACAAGAAAAUCCUUGUGGUUACUCAUGUGAAGCAAAAUGUUCUCCAAGCUUUUAGUGAGGCCACAGGAGCAGAACCGAUAGCAUAUUUAUCACAAAUCAACCAAUGCUGUGUAGGAGGUGGAGCUUUGGUAAGCAUGUGUACCAAUGGGAACUCGGUAGUAGAAACAAGACAGAAAAUCGCUGUGACUAUUAAUGCCAAUAGAGUAAACCUGGUCACAUUUAUACUUAGCAAUAGACUAGUAUCUAUGUUGCAAAUCAUAGAAGAUCAAUUUUGGACUUGUUUAUAUAGAAUACACAAUGCUCUGCAGGACCAAAAGGUGUUUUAUGGAGGAGGUGCAGUUGAACUGUUGUGCCUCAGUCACCUUCAGAGACUUCAAGUAUCUGGUGGAGGAUCUUUCCAGUCAACACGUUUAUGGACAUCCACAACCACAUGUUACAAGGCGUCAAUCUAUAAAUGUCUGGCUAAAGGCUGGAACAAGUAUCUAUCUGCUCUACUUUGUAAUACAGGGAAUUAUUUGUCAGAGCUGGAUGCAAUGACCUUCAUACAAAAUGAAAUCCAAACCCUUAGCUGCUGUGAUUCUCCUUUGGAAUACCUCCGCAAUGAGUACAGUAAAAAGGUUUUAAUGAUUGAUUGCGUAGACCCUUCCGAAUCACACCAGUCUAUACCAGUGUAUGAUAAUGUUAUUCCAAAACUGGAAGCUUGGCGCUCUGCAUUGCAUUUGGUUCUAUUAGUGCUUCAGACAGACGCUGAGAUAAUUACCGGCUCUGCUGCUCAAAGUCAGAUAUUAAAGGCAGGCAUUUUAAAAGAUGAAUGGCUCUUUUUAUAGCUUUUGGCAUAACUGACUUUUUUUUCAUUCUGAUAAUUCUUCAAUUGUUACUUACAACAUAACAAAAUAUUUUUACCUUGGAGAGAAAUUCCCCCUUGUGAACCACAGUAGAAAACAGAAAUGCAUCUUUUUUGUUGGGUGUAG